AUAUAUAAGAAAAACACUUAUUCCUCAAUCAAUUACUAUUUAUAUAUAUAAAAUAUAAAAAAAAUAUCAAUUUCUUAUGACUUCUCUUCUGUUUUUUAAAUCUAUGCUUUUUGCCAAAGCAUUGAAAAUACAGAGAAAAAGAACAAGAAUGAAAUCCAUCCUGCACAAAACUAAAACAUCUAAAAUGUGUCGUAUAUGUAACGAAGAGACAGCGAACAUUCCGAUUUUUGAAAAUAUUAACCAUAUAAACAUACCAGAUGAAGUAAAAAAAAUAUCAGGAGUUGUUAUAAAUAAAGCAGAUAAUCUUCCAAAUCACAUAUGUCAAAGCUGUUUGGAUCUUCUAAAUGGGUGUAUAUUAUUUCGAGAAAUGUGUCAGAAAACUGACAAGAAGCUAAUUGAAUUUUCUAUUAAAAAAGAAUUUGUUAAUGCAGAAGAUACAAAUGACAGUUCUGAAAUGGACCAAGAAGAUUCACAAAAUAUUCCAUCACCAGAAAGUUCUGAAUUGUGGAAUUGCUCAACAUGUACCAGAGUUUUUGUUGAUUUGACAACAUACAAUGGACAUUUAAAUGAGUGUAGCCAACAAACUGGUGAGAUUCCCAAAGUUGAGGAAAACAAGAAGACAUUUUUAUGUGACAUAUGUGGUAAAAUUGCAAAGUCAAAUGCAAAUCUUCUAAUUCACAUGGGUAUUCAUGAAAAUGUGUUUCCUUUCAAAUGUGAUGUUUGUCCAUAUCAAGGAAGAACAAUGGAUCUAUUAAAAGUGCACAAAAGAACACAUCUGACUGAUAAGCCAUUUAAAUGUUCUCUGUGUGCAAAGUCAACCACCACUGCUAGCAAUUUAUCUAAACAUAUGCGCCAUGUUCAUAGUAAAACAAGACCAUAUAAGUGUACAUAUUGUGAAAAGGCAUUUUCAUAUCAACAUGACAUGAAUCGACACAUACGAGAUAUACAUUUGCGGCAGGGGACUGUUGAAUGUGAUAUUUGUUGUAAGAAAUUUAAUACUAAGAAAAUACUACAAGGCCACAGAUGGAAAAUCCACAAAAUCAAAGGCGAAAGACACGGCCGGCUGCCAUCUUAUUUACAGUGCCAAAUAGGGGACAACAGUGAAAAUAAACCUAUAGCUAGUGAGAAUAUUAAAAUACAAGAUGCGUUUUGAACAUGAAAUAUUUUCAGCGACGGAAAGUAGGUUUUUUCAAUUUUGUUCUGCAAAACGCGAACUCUGAUUUGAUACUCGAAAUACUUAUGAAUGGAAGCUAUAAAACUAGUAGGAAAGUAGCUUACUUGUUUUAUUCUAUGCAUGAACAUAAUCGUCAAUUUACCGUGAUGGGUGCAAAGUUAGAAAAAAACGGGGUUAUAAAUUUGUCACGACACCCUUACAAUUUAUACUAGGUACAGUAGGUAAGUCCUUAACCCUUAGUAACCUUAUACCAACAGCUAUCUAUCAGUGAAAGUCGUGUCAAAAUCGGCCCAGUCGUUCCUGAGAUUAAUCGGAACAAACAGACAGACAGACAAACAUUAUAAAAAUUACUAUUUUGGUAUAUUAUGUACAGUGUAAUCGUAUGUGCUUAUUAACAUAGAAUCACGUUAUGAUUAUUCUAAUA
This is a messenger RNA of Colias croceus (clouded yellow), 1598 nucleotides long. Its product is annotated as zinc finger protein 480-like. Lineage: Eukaryota; Metazoa; Arthropoda; Insecta; Lepidoptera; Pieridae. Gene Ontology annotation, cellular component: nucleus. Gene Ontology annotation, molecular function: zinc ion binding; DNA-binding transcription factor activity, RNA polymerase II-specific; RNA polymerase II cis-regulatory region sequence-specific DNA binding. The record is from RefSeq and is a predicted model, not a curated record. The transcript has 8 exons. The coding region runs from base 77 to 1153 and encodes 358 amino acids. Gene Ontology annotation, biological process: regulation of transcription by RNA polymerase II.